GCCGCCGCCCAGAAGCUCCUGGACUCUGACUCCAUGUCACCGGAUCUCUCCCCGUUUGGUCUGCCUUCGGACGGCGUGGAGGAGCGGAGGCGGAGUCAGGCGCUGGUGGGCGUGUCCGACGUGGAGGCGAACCUGUCGGAGGAGAAGCUGCUGCAGGUGGACAUGCCGGAGGGGGGGAAGGUCCUCCAUCCUCUCCUGGCUCGCUCCUUCUCCUCCAGGACCCGGCGAAGCAGCCAGGUCUCCUCCGUCUUCAACUUCCGCCUGAGGAGCCGGGGGUCCGAGGGCGAGAUGGCCGACGACGAGUACAGCGUCCCGGGCGACGUGGUGGAGGGCGUCGGGGGCCGCACCUACAGCGGCGGCACCUUCGGCGGCACGCUGCCCCAACCGUGGCCCAAACGGAGGCCCAGCACCUACAGCAACGCCAGCAGGAGCUCCCAGGUGUUCUAUCCGACUCUAAAUGUCAACGGGAAGCUGUUUGUCGCCAUGGACCAGAACGGGGUUUCCCCGCCUACGCUGCAGGGGCUAGCUGCCUGUCCCAUGGAGAAGGUCAAGGAGGAGAGUGUGCGUACCGUGUGUGUGUGUCUGUGUGUGUGUGUGUGUGUGUGUGUGUGCGUGUGUGUGUGUGUGUGUAAACAAUGGUGAAGUCUGCAGCCGUUCAACACUCAUGUGAAGUAUGAAUCAGCGCUUUGCGUAACUCCACUCUGAUAUCAUGGGCUACACACACACACACACACACACACACAUCUCUACCAUCUCAGAUAACACACUGAGGUAUUCCCCACAUCUCUACACACACACACACACACACACGUGGUGUCACUGCGAUGGCAUCAGGGGAUUAAGACACACAUUGCAGCACGCAAUGAGGUGUCCUGCACACACACACACACACACACACACAUCUAAUGGCUGCAGGCCAAAGGACCAAAAAUGUUAAUGGACCUUCUGGCCAACUACAAAAUGUCUGUCAAAGAGACACACACCAACCAAUACACAAACCACACAAAGAGAGACAGGAUACACAACAUAAAGCGCUGAGUUCAUUCUGAUACGUCACAGUCGCCUCCAUCGAGCAUCAGCAGAUGUAGGUUUUAUUCACCUCCAUCUGCUGGACCCCCGUACUUGUAUGCGAGCAGGAGGAGGAGGAGGAGGAAACACGGACGGAGAAGAGGAGGAACGAGGAGGAGUAGGACACAUAAGAGAAAGACAAAGAGGAGGAGAAGAACAAUGUAAUAUUCAGAGGAGUUUUUGUCUGCUCCUCAGACUGAUGAGAGACGAGUGGGAGGACAAGGGAGCGCUUCGUCGCCAUGGAAAUGUUGCCACGGCGAUCUGAAGCCGGGCUUCUGUGUGUGUGUGUGUGUGUGUGUGUG
This is a messenger RNA of Gasterosteus aculeatus aculeatus (three-spined stickleback), 1370 nucleotides long. NCBI's taxonomy places the organism in Eukaryota, Metazoa, Chordata, Actinopteri, Perciformes, Gasterosteidae. The record is from RefSeq and is a predicted model, not a curated record.